This is a messenger RNA of Oenanthe melanoleuca, 2017 nucleotides long. RefSeq names its product U4/U6.U5 tri-snRNP-associated protein 1-like. The record is from RefSeq and is a predicted model, not a curated record. Gene Ontology annotation, biological process: maturation of 5S rRNA; mRNA cis splicing, via spliceosome. Gene Ontology annotation, cellular component: U4/U6 x U5 tri-snRNP complex. NCBI's taxonomy places the organism in Eukaryota, Metazoa, Chordata, Aves, Passeriformes, Muscicapidae. The transcript has 16 exons. Bases 14 to 2017 code for a protein of 667 amino acids.
UGGCGGCGCGGCCAUGGGCGCCUCCAAGAAGCACCGGGAGCGCGGCGGCGCUGAGGGCACCGAGGAGGCCUCGGGAGCGGCCGGGACCGGCAGCGGCGGCAGCGCGGGGAGGAGCCGCGAGCACCGCAAACAUCGGCACCGCGGCGGGGAACGGCGCGGGAAGCGCAGCCGCUCCCGGGGAGAGCGCGGCGGCUCCGGCUCCUCGCGGCGCGGAGGCACCGAGGAGAGCGGGAGGAGCGGCCAUGGGCGGGCGGGAGCCGAGAGCGAGCGCAGAGCCAAGAGGGAGAGGAAGGAGGAGCGGGAGGAGCCCGCUCCUCCUAAAUCCGGAGCGGCCGAAUCCUCCCUCAGUGUGGAGGAAACCAACAAACUCCGGGCCAAGCUGGGGCUGAAGCCGCUGGAAACGACCCCGGCCAAGAAAGAGGCUGGCACCAAGGAGGACCCGGUGGCAGCCGAGGUGAUCAAUCCCCUGGCGCUGCGGCAGCGGGAGGAGAUCCGGGAGAAGCUGGCGGCAGCCAAGGAGAAACGGCUGCUGAACCAGAAACUGGGGAAGGUGAAGACCCUGGGGGAGGAGGAGCCCUGGCUGGACGACGCGGCCGCCUGGAUCGAGCGCAGCCGGGCGCUGCAGAGGGAGAAAGAGCUGGCAGAAAAAAGGGCCCAGCUGCUGGAGGAGAUGGAGCAGGAGUUCGGGGUCGGCUCCCUGGUGGAGGAGGAGUUCCAGCGGCGCCGCAGGGAGCGGUACAGCGCCCGCGACCUGCAGGGGCUGACGGUGGAGCACGACCCGGCCUCGAUCCCCGAGGGACAGACACUGGUGCUGACACUCAAGGACAGGGGGGUGCUGGACUCCGGCGAGGACGUUCUGGAGCAGGUGGCGCUGGCGGCGGCGGCCAAGGCGCGCGAGGAUCAGGAGCUGCGGCGGCGGCGCCCGGCCUACGAGCCCUACGGCCAGGAGGAGCCCGGCCCCGCCCCGCAGGCCCCGCAGGCGCCGUCGCUGCUGGCGCAGUACGACGACCCCGCCCCGCGCCCCUCGUUCCGCCUGGGCCCGGGGGGCACCCAGGACGCGGGGGGGGACCCCCGGCCCGGGCCCCUCCCCCCCCCCGGCCCCGCCCCCCAGAGCCUGGAGCUGCCCCUCCCCCGCCUGGCCCAGGAGUACCUGAGCCCCGAGGAGAUGGCCGUGACGUUCCGCCGGACGCGGCGCCGCGUGAGGAAACUGCGGAAAAAGGAGAAACCGCUGAGAGCCGACGACCUGCUGGCCCUGGCACCCGGGGACACCCAGGGGGACUUCGGCUCCAGGUCUCGGGGCCGGGGCCGGCGGGUGCAGGAGGAUGAGGAGGGGCCCGGGGGGGACCCCGAGAACGGCCCCAAAUCCCCCGGGGGGCCCCCCCAGGACCCCCUGCCCUCGGAUGACACCCGGACCGAGAACAUGGACAUCAGCAGCGACGACGAGGCAGCCCCCCCAGGGACCCCCCCAGCCCUGGAGGAAGAUGAGGCAGAGCAGGAGCUGCAGCAGCAGCUGGAGCGGGGGCGGCGCCUGCGGCAGCUGCGGGAGCUGCGCGAGGGAGGGGGGGAGAAGGUGCUGGAGCUGCUCCGGGGCGGCCCCGGGGGCGCCGCGGGGGGGGCGGAGCCUCGGCCGGGGGGCGGGGCCAGCAUCGUGUUCAACGCCACCUCCGAGUUCUGCCGGACCCUGGGGGAGAUCCCGACCUACGGCAUGGCGGGAAACCGGCCCGAGCAGGACGAGCUCAUGGCCCUGGAGCGCGCCGGCCGCCCCCCGUCCCCCCCGGAGCCCCCCGACUCGGAGGGGGAGGAGAACGUGGGGUGGAGCAGCGUCAACCUGGCUGAGGAACGGCAGCACCAGGACUUUUCAGCCUCGUCCACCACGAUCCUGGACGAGGAGCCCAUCGUGAACCGGGGGCUGGCGGCGGCGCUGCUGCUGUGCCAGAACAAAGCCCCCCCCGCGCCCCCCCCGCCCUGGCCCCCCCCGCCCCGGGGCCCCCCCGCGCCCCCCCCCCGCAUGCGCUGA